AUGGAUGCUAAACUGAACAUCAUCGUUUUUCUCAUGCUCCUUGUGCAGGCAUACUGCUUCAACGUGAGAUGUCCGAACGGCUUCAUCGCCAAUGGCAACACCUGUUACAAGUUCGUAAAUUGGCAAGCUUCGUGGCCAGAAGCAAAGGUGAUGUGUGACGUCAUGGAUGCGCACCUGCUGGAAAUAGACUCGCCCUGGGAAGAACAGUUCAUUCUCGAGAGACUCGACUUUGCUGACAAUGAAAUUUCUGCAGGCUCUUUGUGGAUAGGCGCCACGGACAUCGUGAAUGAGAACCAAUGGGUUUGGAUGACGAGCGGUAGGCGGGUUGGCUACCGGAACUGGAAGAGGGAAGAACCGGAAGCCAUGAUGAAAGUUCAUGGUCAUUGCCUCGCUGUCACUCCCAAGCCGAAGUUCAUCUGGGAUGAGAUACCAUGCAAACAGGAACUGCACUUUAUUUGUGAAAUGAAUAUGGACUAA
Haliotis rubra (blacklip abalone) is the source of this 477-nucleotide messenger RNA. Its product is annotated as perlucin-like. Gene Ontology annotation, biological process: biological process involved in interspecies interaction between organisms. The transcript is spliced from 5 exons. Bases 1 to 477 code for a protein of 158 amino acids. The record is from RefSeq and is a predicted model, not a curated record. NCBI's taxonomy places the organism in Eukaryota, Metazoa, Mollusca, Gastropoda, Lepetellida, Haliotidae. Gene Ontology annotation, molecular function: carbohydrate binding. Gene Ontology annotation, cellular component: external side of plasma membrane.